AUGACAGCCGCUGCCGACAUUCUCUUCAACAACUCCAACAGCCUCUACGGACUGAAGCAAACACCCCAGUACUCUCCCGGCAAGACGUCCCAGUUAUCUCUGGCAAAAGAGCCCGAGUUACCACUUAUCUCCAACAAAUUCGAUCAAUUCCUGCACACCCACCCAAAUGUUGAAUACAUCUGGAUGCAAUGGGUCGACUACACAGCAACCGUGCGUGUGCGAAUGAUUCCAAUCCACGAAUUUGCUAGGAUCGCUCAAUCACAGCGGCGAGUGGGUGUCUCGAUAGCAGUAUUUUGGAUGUUACAGGAUGACUUUGUCGCACCAGGAGGAUCAACCACUGGACAGUUCUACUUGGAGCCGGACCUCGACAGUCUGUAUCUCAACGGGGCUAUGACAACUCCGGCUGCACCAAGCGCGACAGUCAUGACCUUCUGGCGCUCAGAAACAAAUGACCCAAUGGACGAAUGUCCGAGGACCACGUUGCAGAAUAUCGUCGACAAGCUACAUGCGGAAUAUCAAAUUGAUAUUCUUUGUGGCUUUGAGAUUGAAGUAAUAUUCUUGCUGCCUGCCGCAACCACUGACGACGCCACCGGCAGAACGACAGAGUACCGACCAGCAACAACCAACCACUCCUGGUCACAGAUGACCGCCGACACGCGGCGAAUGGUUCCGCUCCUUGAAGAAAUUGUGCGCACGUUAGCAUCUAUGGGCAUUGAGUUACAACAAUUCCACGCCGAAUCAGCACCCGGACAGUUCGAAUUCGUUCUUCCUCCUGCCAACCCUCUCAAAGUCGUCGAUGCUCUUUUCGCCGCUAGACAAGUCGUUGCAGCUGUCGCAGACCGGAAUGGUAUGCGAGCUACGCUGUAUCCGCGGCCAAUUCCUGGUAAUGCAGGUAGUGCCGCCCACACACAUCUCUCUAUCGACCCUCCGACUCGCCAAGAUGCCUUCCUCGCCGGCAUCCUCACUCACUAUCCAGCCCUGGUAGCCUUUACACUUGCCCAGGACGCAAGCUACGAGCGCGUGGAAUCGGGUGUCUGGGCUGGCUCUGAAUGGGUUGCCUGGGGGUUCCAAAAUCGCGAGACUCCUGUUCGCAAGGUCGGCCCGGGACACUGGGAGUUCAAAUCGCUGGACGGUCUGGCAAAUCCAUACCUGGCUGUUGCAGCUGUUUUGGCCGGUGGGUAUUUGGGGUUGAAGGCUGACAUGCCUCUGACGAUACAGGAUUGUACCGGUAUGAUUGUCCAUGCUUUUUCGCUGUCAAUACGAAAUCUGCCCUUGAAAAAAGUCCCGCUAAUAAAGUUCUCUUUCAGUCGAUCCGUCUACUCUCUCUCAUUCACAACGCACUGCCAUUGGGAUUACAACUACUCUCCCAAAAAGCAUUUCUCAGAGUCUCGCGGCUCUCGAAGCCGAUGA
Penicillium riverlandense is the source of this 1410-nucleotide messenger RNA. RefSeq lists its product as uncharacterized. The transcript has a single exon. The coding region runs from base 1 to 1410 and encodes 469 amino acids. The record is from RefSeq and is a predicted model, not a curated record. Lineage: Eukaryota; Fungi; Ascomycota; Eurotiomycetes; Eurotiales; Aspergillaceae. Gene Ontology annotation, molecular function: glutamine synthetase activity.